Molecule: messenger RNA, 1032 nt
Organism: Colletotrichum higginsianum IMI 349063
Lineage: Eukaryota; Fungi; Ascomycota; Sordariomycetes; Glomerellales; Glomerellaceae
Product: Oxidoreductase bli-4
Exons: 2
Coding region: 1-1032 (343 amino acids)
Source: RefSeq, a predicted model, not a curated record
AUGUCACAGAACACCAUCGCUGAGAACUUUGGAGGCGCGGCCUCGAAGCUGGGAACCCACCAGUUCACCCUUGAGGAGUGUCCCGACCUCACCGGCAAGGUCGCCGUCGUGACCGGUGGCAGCGAGGGCAUCGGCUACGGCGUCACAUAUACGCUGCUGAAGAACAACAUCUCCAAGAUCUACAUCCUCUCCGUCCUGCAGGAGGUCGUCGACGGCGCCAAGGACGCCAUCUCCAAGGAGCUCGGCGCCGAAAAGGCCGGCCGCACCAAGUGGUUCCAGUGCGACCUGGGCGACUGGCGGCGCGUCAAGGAGGUCGCAGAGCAGAUCAAGAACGACACGGAUAGGCUCGAUAUCGUCGUCAACAAUGGCGGGCGCGGCAUCAUGACGUACCAGCUCACCGACUACGGCGUCGACCGCCACAUGGCCGUCAACCACAUGGGCCACGUCGUGCUGACGUCGCACCUGCUGCCGCUCAUCAAGAAGACGGCCGAGGGCGGCGACGUCGUGCGCAUCGCGAACCAGGCCAGCAACGCGCACAACGCGGCGCCGAGCGACUGCAGGUUCGAGAGCCUCGACGAGCUCAACCAGGACCUGGGUCCCAACGGGCAAUACGGCCGCAGCAAGCUCGCGGGUAUCCUGUACGCGCGCUACUUCAACCGCAAGGUGACGCAGAACGGCCAUCCCAACGUGUUGAUGAACGCGACGCAUCCCGGCUUCGUGAGCACCAAGAUGAGCAAGCAGGAGAUCUUUGAGCCAUACCCUCUCGGGGGAUACGCCAUGGCCGUCGGCAUGGAACCGUUCAAGAAGUCCCAGUGGGAGGGCGCCGUCUCGAUGGUCUACGCCGCCACGACAACUAAGGAGUCGGGACAGUACAUCUGCCCGCCCGCCGUCCCCGAGCCGGGAAGCAAGCUGUCCCAGGACGACGCGCUCGCCGACCAGCUCAUGGAGCUGACGCGGCAGAUCAUCACGGAGAAGACCAAGAGCCAGUCCGUCGACAAGGGAUGCCCGAUGGACGACCUGGUAAUGCAUUAA